GCAUAGGUUUGCACCUCGUAGACUAAUAUGCUGCUCCUAUCCCUUUUGUAGGCGGAACCUCUAGCUUAAGUUACGAUAUACUGAUUAUCCGUACGCAAUCUCGAGUAUGCCGACUGAACAGGAAAAGCGUAGGGCGGUGUUAGCUUCGAGGGGCCAGGGUCCUAUGUUCUCCCCCCCUCCAAGCUCUCCGAGGGGUAAUAGUGUACACGCGCCUCUUAGCAAGACCGCGCCGACAAAACCGGAAAAUCCAACCGGUAGAACCGGCCUACCUACAGGACAGCCGUACCACGGUCAACCGCUUGAGGCUGCAUCCAUCUUAAGCCACCCGCGACUACAACAGGUGACAGGCCUACACCCGCGGAAGGUAUCUUGGUGGAAAGGUGUUCACCCCCCAAGAGACGAGCUAGCGCGCCUCCAAUGGGUUAUGAACCUGCCAGACGCCUAUCCCGUCAAACGGCCGAAAGGGAAUUUCUAAUACCGCGGGUCGCAAACGAAGAAGAGAUGUCCAAGAUAAUCACUACUCAAUAUUUCUUUUUGCUGAAUGCCAUUCUACACUCACCACCCCUAUAUGCCGAGGUUGUGCUUUGAGGUAUCUAAAAGA
This is a messenger RNA of Daldinia loculata, 601 nucleotides long. RefSeq lists its product as uncharacterized. Bases 107 to 475 code for a protein of 122 amino acids. The transcript is spliced from 2 exons. The record is from RefSeq and is a predicted model, not a curated record. NCBI's taxonomy places the organism in Eukaryota, Fungi, Ascomycota, Sordariomycetes, Xylariales, Hypoxylaceae.